AUGUUCCAAAGCGCAGUGAUCCGAGACGAGUUCGAGUUCACAGGCCACAACUCGGCUCUGGGCGCAGUGUGCUACAACCGGCAUCAGGACACGUUCGUGUCGGUGGACGAAUCAUGCAUGCGGCUUUGGCGAGCCCCCGGGGGCCAGCUACGCCAAGUGAAUCUGCCGGUUCGGACGUCGCGCUUCAUCCAGGCCAUCGCCUACAUCGACGCUCGCCAGCUCUUCGCGGCCUCCGCCCUUGACGGGGCACUUCGGCUGUACGACCCGAACCUGAACGAGCUCGCGGCGCUGUUCACGGGGAGAGGCACAGUCCUCAGCAUGGUCUUCGACGGCCAGCACAACCGACUGCUCACCGGCGGCGUUGACGGCUGCGCAGCGUGGCAGAUCAAGCCGAAGCCCUCGGGCAUGCCGGAAGGAGCGCUCAACGCCCACUACGAGUUCACUUCGCUGCCCAAGUUCUUUCACGGCGCUGUCGUCUCCAGCUCCAGACAGAAUAAGCCGCAAAAGUCUUCAAGGACUUCAGUCGAGCGCGCGGGCUGGGUCGAGAGCAUGCAGCUAGGUCCGGAGAGCACGCGGCUGUACGCGCAGACCCGGCAGUGGAUCGACGUCUUCAGUACGGCGGACGGGGCGCAUCUUGAGCGCUGGGAUGACCUGUUCCCCGGAGAACACGGCACCAUGACCGCCUUCGUGGUUCAAGAGCGCGCCAAGUACCUCGUGUGCGGCACCAGCAGCGGUGUCAUCGUCGUGCUCUCUCACCACCCGAUCUCGAUCGUCCACACUUUCAAGGACCACACCCAGGCAAUCACAAGUCUCACCGAGCACGCGACGUCACGCCUGGUGAUCUCGAGCUCGCUUGACGGGUCUGUACGGCUGUGGGAUCUUGAGGCGCGUCGUCAAGCUCACCGUCUCAACGUCGGCCACGGAGUGCACGCGUUGCAGUUGCUCCCUCCACCAAGCUUACCCCAAGCGGUGGGCUCAGCACCCCGCACGACGGACGUCGAGCUGGCUGGUCGAUUCUGCUGUCAGCUGCGCAACACCAUCAAGAUCUACGACAUCCAGUCCAUUCUGAAGGAGCACCAGCCUUGCCAUGUACCCGUGAGCAUCUUGCAGCGCGUAGUCUUCCCCAUCAAGAGCGCACAAAGUCCACGAACUGCGAAGAAAUCCCUGACAGCGAGUCCAAGUGGAGAGCGGGUCGGAGACGAGUCGAAUGAAGACAAUGACGACGAAAGCUCCGGCUCCGAAGACGAGAAAGAGGAGAGCGAAGACGCGCGUUCACCCGUUGCAGCGAAGACGCAGCAGCUCGUAGUGGUGGUUUGCAUGGACAAAACACUGCGCGUGUUCGCAGGCCGCAUGGCGAGCGAAGCUCCGAGUUUCUCCUGGAUCCCGGACGAGCAAGCGCUGGACCUCGUGGCGUUCGCUCUUCACCCGGUAUCUCAGCACUUGUUCCUGCUACUCAGCAACCAGAAGUUGCUCAUCGUGAACGCAGCUCCGCGUCGGCGGAAGCGAAGUACGAUACAGGAGGGAGAGUCAGCAGAACCGGACACUGAAAUCGACACGCACGAAGCAGCCGAAGCAACAACGAGCAGCAUCGAGCGCGUGAUUGAUCUCAGCCCGACGUCGGCACUGCAAAAGGCAGCGGGUGCAGGUGAACUAGACGGAAACAAGUCCCGAAGUCUUCUCAAAGGGAACAACAACGCCAGCACUGACACAAUUUCUUCGGACGAGAACGUCGCGACCUCAGCAGCAAGUACACGGGGUGGCAGCAAUAGCAAAACAGCCCUGCGAUGUAUCUGCGUGUGCCCCUUUCCACCACUUUUCAACGCAGCGCCAUCGACAUGGCUCAAUCGUCCAACGCCACGACAACGGCGCCAGUCGCAGUUCGGUCCUGGUGGCGCCGCCGCUGCUGCUGCUCCUCCACCCCCGGUGCCUCCUCUUCGGAGACGCAACGCACUGGCUCAAUCCGAGUGGGAAUGGGUGGCGUGCGGCAACGAUCUGGGUCAGCUCCUCUUCUGGCACACAGGCCUGCGCGGGGGGCGUGAGGGGACGUUGACUAUCGAUGCACACGACGCUCCUAUCGUGGACAUCAGCGCAAGUGUGUCAUCCCCAUUAUUGGUAAGUCUGGAUGGUGCUGGUCGGGUUCAUCUGUGGAGCCUUCAACCGCAGUUUGCAUUGCGUCACGUGCUGGAGCUGGGCCAGUCGCCGACCGUCUUCGCUCUGUCGCCGCUGUCCGAGAUCAUUCUCAGUGGCUACGACGAUGGCCGCAUCACUUUGCACGCCGUGGGGUACCAGGCAGCCAGUGUCGAAGCCUUCACUGGAGUAGACGACCACCACAGCACAACCGUCAGUGCCGGUGACUUUCUUGACGAAAAAUAUCUGGUCCUGACCGCGAGUGUCGACGCCAUCGUCAAAGUCUGGGACCAGCAGCGAGUUCUCCUCCGCCAAGUGACGCUGGCGACUGCGGUCACGAGCCUCUGCUUUCUCAACGCGGAUGGUGACUUGCUCGCUGGGCUGUCGAAAGGAACGUUCUUAAUUUCAAGGCGCGACGUGCUGCCCGACAAGAUGCCAAAGCCUGCGCCACGGCACCGGAUUCGUGCGAACCCACACGACACGAAGACUGAAGUUCUGGAAAUGUUGUCUCAAGGCUCUCUAAGCGUACCAUCCUCGCUCAAAGCGGCAUCUUCAGGGCAGGACACUCCACCAGCUGAAGAUGCGGUAAGUGAAAGCUCGGCUUUGCCGCCUCAGCAGAAUCUCUGCGUGUCAUCGAGGCCUCCAGAUCCCGAGUCAUCGGCGAAGCAGCUCCUGGCUCACGUCAUCCAACGACCGAUCGAGGCUGCAAGUCACUUGCGCCCACCGGUGCUGCGUACCUACAGCUCGUCGGGGACGAUUCCUUCCAGUCGGGUUGGCAGCUUCAGCAGCAACAACAGCUCUGAACGCCAGGCCGUUGCCUGCGUACCAGAAGCUGAUGCGCACUUCCCAACGCGGGGCUUCGUACCGGAGGAAGAGAUCUCAGUUGCCUUCGUCCCCGUUGGUGCUCCAAACUCUCGGUCCAAGCCCCCGAAAUCCGCUCACUAA
This is a messenger RNA of Phytophthora sojae, 3072 nucleotides long. RefSeq lists its product as hypothetical. Lineage: Eukaryota; Oomycota; Peronosporomycetes; Peronosporales; Peronosporaceae. Bases 1 to 3072 code for a protein of 1023 amino acids. The transcript is spliced from 2 exons. Gene Ontology annotation, molecular function: protein binding. The record is from RefSeq and is a predicted model, not a curated record.